Rhipicephalus sanguineus (brown dog tick) is the source of this 3080-nucleotide messenger RNA. RefSeq names its product cysteine protease ATG4D (gene Atg4b). Gene Ontology annotation, molecular function: protein-phosphatidylethanolamide deconjugating activity. Lineage: Eukaryota; Metazoa; Arthropoda; Arachnida; Ixodida; Ixodidae. The record is from RefSeq and is a predicted model, not a curated record. The coding region runs from base 389 to 1984 and encodes 531 amino acids. The transcript is spliced from 5 exons.
GGCUGCCGAAAGAAGUUUGUUCGUUUUGUUUCCAUAAGGACGGCUCCGUUAGCUCCGUGAAAGCUUCGGUCGCUUCGGUCGGCAAUGGGGCAAAAGUAACGAUAGCCCUGGAAGAGCAAGUCACUUUCGCGUAAAUUGACUAGUCUAGGUUGAGUUCCAUUUCCUCCAAGCAACCGCUAGACAAGCUACGUGUCGAGAAAUUCUCGUAAACCCACCUGAGCUGUUUUUGUGUUUCCUGUCACCUGCUGAUAUGUCACACCCCAGUAGGGACUGCGACGGCAACGCAGUGCCUGGCCGUGUUCGUGUGAUCGACUUAUAGCUGGAAAGUGGCCUGGAAUUUUUUUUCGUUUCUUCCCGUUAUCUACGCCGGCGCGCCAAAUAAACAGCCAUGUUUAACGGUGCCGACGUACUCGCCAGGCGCACGACGCAGACCACGGCGCCCAACCUGCCGCCGAUGUUCGCUUUCUGCGACCACACGCCCAACUCCGACAAGAUCGUCGUGAGACAUCGGCGCGCCAGCUCGUCCGACGACCUGAGGUUCGUUGAGGACGAGCGCCAACAGUCUACCUCCUCGUCGCUGUCGUCUUCGUUCGGUUCGUUGUUCAGCGCUUCCGUACCAGUACCAGCCUCUGCGGCCGGAGCCUCAGAACAGCGUCCUCCGUCCCCGGAAAAGGUCAAGACUAAGUUAAUGUCGGUGUGGAAUAACGUCCGCUACGGCUGGACGAUGCGCAAGAAAGCCAAUUUCAGCGACGAAGAAGCCAUCUGGCUCUUGGGGAUCAUGUACCACCGCAAGAUACAGACGAAGCGUUCCGCUCCCCUCUGGUCAUCCACGUCCUCGCAGAAGUCUCGGAACCCCGUGGCUCUCGGGUCUAGGACGACCUGGGGCCAGUCCGAGUCUGCGACGACGCAGGACGACGAUGGCAGGCUCGCGAGCUACGAACUCUUCCUGGAGGACUUCUCGAGUCGCCUGUGGUUCACGUACCGGCGCGAGUUCCCGCCCAUCCCGGGCACGGAUAUCACAACGGACUGCGGUUGGGGCUGCAUGCUUCGCAGUAGCCAGAUGAUGCUCGCGCAAGCCGUCGUGACGCAUGUACUGGGCCGUCACUGGCGCUACCGCAGGAAUAACCAGACCGAGGCUUCCGACUACGUCCACCGUCAGGUCGUCAGGUGGUUCGGUGACCGGACGGCCGACGCGAGCCCCUUCUCGCUGCACAAGCUGGUGCAGAUGGGCUACGAGAGCGGCAAGCAGGCGGGUGACUGGUAUGGUCCGUCCAGCGCCGCGUACAUUCUCAAGGAGGCUCUCGAGGGCGCCUGCCAGACGGAGCAGCUGCUGUUAGACCUGCGCAUCUACGUCGCACAGGACUGCACCAUCUACCUGGAGGAUGUGCGGACGCUGUGCAGGGGCACCAGGUCGAACGGGACACCGCUGUGGCGUGCCCUCAUCAUCCUGGUGCCCGUGCGCCUGGGCGGUGAACAGCUAAACACCACGUACAUCCCAUGCGUCAAGGGCAUGCUCUCGCACCCCAACUGCAUAGGCGUCAUCGGAGGCCGACCACGUCAUUCGCUCUACUUUCUAGGCUGGCAAGGUGAAAAGGUGAUCUACCUCGACCCUCACUAUGUUCAAGAAGCAGUUGAUGUAGGCCCACAAGAUUUUCCUCUAGAUUCUUAUCACUGUUCGUGGCCACGCAAGAUGUCCUUCUACAAGAUGGAUCCAAGCUGCACCAUGGGUUUCUACUGCAAAACAGAGGACGAGUUUGAGCGUUUUGUGAAGGAUGUCAAGCAGGUGAGUGAAACAACACUCCGUCGACGUUGGCCUGUGCCAACGGAGUCGCGGCACGAGUACCCGGUCUUCCUUGUGUCCGAAGGUAGCUGUGCGGACCAUACGGACACAUCGGACACCGACGGAGCGGACUUUGCCCAUUACCUCCAGGGUCCGAGGGAGAACCUGGACCACCGGCACUCGGAAGAGUACAUCAUACUCUGAGCAUUGCUCUUGGCUUGAUAUUAUUUGCCCAGUGCCUGCUCCUUUGCAGCCAUCUUCAUCUGAAAAGGUGUUUGCUGCUGAACGUAAAACUGAGGUCUCCCUAUUAAGAAAACAAAGCCACACACCCCGUAACCUCCGUAUCUGAUAUUAUCCCAUUUAUAGUAUGUAUCAUAGAAAAACCUCUGUGCCUCCCAUGUAGAAACUUGCGUUACCUUGCUUGGCAUCUUAUAUGAUCGCGCGGUAGUACCAUGUGAUGGGGUGAAAUGUGUGCCUCCAUAACUUCCGUAUGUGAUAUUCCCUACAUUUUUACCCAUUUUUAUAUCAGAUCUUGUAUAAAACAGCUAUGACUUUGUGUGUUCUGUGAUUGUUCAACUAUCCUUACUAACUGUUAGUUAAUUGGUAUUGUUACGGGUUGUUAAGCAGGAUUUUAUGUUGGCAUACUGUACAAAGAACUUGUAUAAUCACGCAUGACUAUUGGUAUCGAGUUCCGUUUAUGGUAGAGACAUAUUUUUAUACGGCCUUUUAGCAGGAAUUCCUUAUAAAGUUUUCCCGUCUUCAUCAUGCGGGAUUACGGAAUACAGAGGUAACGUGGUGUGUGCUUACUAAUAGGGUUGCAGCAUCUUGGCAGCGUAAAAAUGCGUAAAAAUACAAGCUGCUUAGCCUCUCUUACCAAGAUGAUGGGGCACAGUUGAUGUUUGAGGAAGUUGGUGAUGCGGCCGUAAAAAGGAAAUUCUCGGAAAGAAAUAUGGUUUUUCAGUGUUUCAUCAUUCAUUUGCCUUUCGUCAUAAUGCGAGAGAACUGGUGAGGUCCAGUGCUUGCACAAGUGUGCUCCGGAGAUAACAUGGUAUACUGGUGUGCAUACCACUAGUGUUAAAGUAUCGCUCUAGUAUAAAAACACUCUGGAACUGUAAAGAGAGUCGUUGAUCUUUUAGUUGUACUUCCCCCUGUUGUUUGGGUUGGUUAUAUUAAAUAUUUUUCCAAAAUAAUUUCUCUUCCCCAUAGUCUUCUUCUUGUUUCUUUGCUAGAAGGGCUGGUGUUUAUUGUGUGUGUGCUUGUUUCACCGAAUUCACUAGUAAUAAAUAAUUAUAGUGCGUUU